AUGACAGCCUCCGCCCCUACACCCCACCCCUCCGCAAUCCCCAAGACCGACCCCCAAAAGCGCGAAGCACAGAACUCAAGUAGCAAUGAACAGCAAGCAACCAUGACACCAAAUCUCAUCCCCGAGGUUCCACGCCCAAAGCUCCGCCUCCACAUCGAAGACCUCCGCCACGCAGCCUCAAGCUCCUUCCUCACCCUCAUCCCGGACGUCGCAUCAACCCUCGACGAAGCCCUAGCAAACAUCAUCAAAUACCUCUACACCCCACCCCCCAACUCCAGAACCAAACCCCAACCCUCCUUCACUCCCAGCAUCCCCGCAACAAGGUCAGUAACUGUCUUUCUCCGCGACUACAGCGGCGUAGCCUACACAACAGGCACAGAGCUCGACGAUGCGCACAAGGAGAUCCACGUCUCCCUCCCGUACAUCGAGGACUGCACAUCCGGCCCGUCUGCGAAAGAGGAUCCGCUGCACGAACUGGUCGGGGUCCUGACUCACGAGCUUGUGCAUUGCUACCAGCACACCGCGCCGCCUGAUAGUGCUGAAACCGGAGAUGAGAAGAUGCCCCGGCCGCCAGGCGGGCUGAUCGAGGGUAUCGCUGAUUUCGUGCGGCUUAAGGCUGGGCUGGAGCCGCCGCACUGGAAACGGCCGGUGUCGGCUGCGGAUCGGCCGCCCAAGUGGGAUAUGGGGUAUCAGCAUACUGCGUACUUCCUGGCGUGGCUUGAGGAUGUUAGGGUGGGGAGAGGGGCUGUGGGAUUGUUGAAUGAUCGGCUGUUGAGGGUUGGGUACCUUGGUGAAGGGGAAAGGGAAAAUGUGGGUGAACAGGACUUACCAUUCUGGAAAGGUCUGUUUGGGGUUGGGGUUGAUGAUUUAUGGGAGGAGUAUGGCCGGUAUCUGGAUGACCCUGCUGAGGGGAUUGUGGGCAGAAAUAGUGGGAAUUGGGAAGACGAGAUUCUUGAUCCAGCUUGA
Molecule: messenger RNA, 966 nt
Organism: Penicillium bovifimosum
Lineage: Eukaryota; Fungi; Ascomycota; Eurotiomycetes; Eurotiales; Aspergillaceae
Product: basic secretory family protein
Exons: 1
Coding region: 1-966 (321 amino acids)
Source: RefSeq, a predicted model, not a curated record